AUGGAAAUCUCCACGAGCGUGCAGACACUCAUUAACACGUUUGAGCUUAUGACACAAGCCAACGCUGUGUCAGCCUCGGUAUCACGAUCUAGGUCAGCAUCGGGAUUCAAGAAGACCCUGCCAAACGCUGACAAUACACCGGUGACGACAUUCGUCGAGCGCAUGAAGACUCAGCACUCGUGCAUACAGUCAAAAGUUACGGAACUGAACCAGAAGGCAGAAAAAGCUGUAGAACCCCAAAAGGAGCUAGAAAAGGAGACAGAAGAAGACUCGGCUGCCACAUCGAUAAAAUCUGCCGCGUACAAGGGCCUCACAAUCAAUACGUCAAACAAAUACGACACCACGGUUCGCGACUCCUGCAACUCCACUUUCUACUCGAUGGCCUCUCACACCCCAUCAGCGUAUUCGACGGCCUCAACAUGCUCUCUUGACUCGCUUCUUAGUUUGUCAGAUCUCCUGCCCGAGGAACUGCAGGUAUCAAGCAAGACUAGACCCGAAAUCGUCGUCAAACGCUCCCGGCCCACACUCGAUGAACACUCGCAGCAGCAAACAGCUUCAAAGUUAACCGCGCCAACCUGUAGUGUGCUCAUCAGAAAACCGCUAUCCACGAAAAAGAAAGAGUCGUCAAAUCUAGGGUCCAAGUCAACAUGCCGUUCUUCCAAAUCGACACGGAAUGUUAUGGUGCCAUCGCCACUCGCGAGGACUCUCUCAACUUCAUCGUCUUCGCCUAGAUACAUGGACUACGACAGUUCGCCGCGCUAUGCGGCCACAAAAGCCUGGAACAUGGAGCGACGUCGCCAGCUAGAAGAGCGCAAUCGCAGCUUUGCCGCCAAUAAGGCAAACAAACACCCAAGCAGCAAAACUGCCCACGUUGGUGCGGCAGGGACGGUUGCAAUUGUAAAAUGUCAAGGACAUGAUCCAGGACGCAAAAGACCAAAAUCAGCAGCAGCGUGA
Molecule: messenger RNA, 954 nt
Organism: Peronospora belbahrii
Lineage: Eukaryota; Oomycota; Peronosporomycetes; Peronosporales; Peronosporaceae
Source: the annotation of a GenBank genome assembly